Molecule: messenger RNA, 315 nt
Organism: Colletotrichum spaethianum
Lineage: Eukaryota; Fungi; Ascomycota; Sordariomycetes; Glomerellales; Glomerellaceae
Exons: 2
Coding region: 1-315 (104 amino acids)
Source: RefSeq, a predicted model, not a curated record
AUGCUGCGAACCACCCCCGUCACUGCUGCCGAGAAAGGCCACAACGCCGCACCGGACAAGCCCCAAAGCAGCGACGAGCAGCCGAAUGGGCGAUUGCUUAAUGCUGACUGGGCUUGCUGGCGAUUCGAGGUGGGCGCCAAUGCGGGUCGCCCAGAACUUGCAGCGUCCAAGAAGACACGGCAGGGGUUGUCGCCUUGGUCUCGACUUUCUCGCUGGAAGCCCGACUGGGGUCUCCCUGGCAACCACUCGACAGCCUCCGGACUGGUUGCCCGCUACGGCUCGGCUCCCUUGAUUGAAGGUACAACCGAUGUAUGA